CGCUCCCCGGCCAUCUUGACGUCUGAUCUUGGUUGGGGCUUGUCCCGCACCUAAGGCAAGAAGAUGGUGGCUGCAAAGAAGACGAAAAAGUCUCUGGAGUCAAUCAACUCUAGGCUCCAACUUGUUAUGAAAAGUGGAAAGUACGUGCUGGGGUACAAACAGACUCUGAAGAUGAUCAGACAAGGCAAAGCGAAAUUGGUUAUCCUCGCCAACAACUGUCCAUCUUUGAGGAAAUCUGAAAUAGAAUACUAUGCCAUGUUGGCUAAAACUGGUGUCCAUCACUACAGUGGCAAUAACAUUGAAUUGGGCACAGCGUGUGGAAAAUACUACAGAGUAUGCACACUGGCUAUCAUUGAUCCAGGUGAUUCUGAUAUUAUUAGAAGCACGCCAGAACAGACUGGUGAGAAGUAAACAAGAAAGUUUUCCUUUAAUAAAGCUUUGCCAGAGCUCCUUU
Molecule: messenger RNA, 454 nt
Organism: Rattus rattus (black rat)
Lineage: Eukaryota; Metazoa; Chordata; Mammalia; Rodentia; Muridae
Product: 60S ribosomal protein L30-like
Exons: 1
Coding region: 64-411 (115 amino acids)
Cellular component (GO): cytosolic large ribosomal subunit
Molecular function (GO): structural constituent of ribosome; RNA binding
Source: RefSeq, a predicted model, not a curated record